UCUGCAGCUAGAGGACUAAAAAGGGAAGCAGUGGGUGCUUGUUGGACGACACUCCCCAGAGCUCAGAAGCCUGGCAGGUCCGCAAGCUCAGGGCUGCUUUGGGGGGGCAUCCAGAAUGAACUGAGCUGGGCUGAUUAAGCCUUAGAACACGGCGCAGAUGUGAACGUCUCCCUAAAUGAAACAGUCCCGAGGGCCUGGCUGCCUGCAGAGAGCUGCGUUCCUGCCAUGGACGAGGGCGAGUGGCAAGAGGGGGCCCCCGCAGCAUCUUGCGCAGCAGAAGGGUACUAUCCAGUGAGGAAAGGAGAGACAUUCAACGGGAGAUACCAUGUGGUGCAGAAUCUGGGGUGUGGCUAUUUUUCAACAGUCUGGCUUUGCCAAGACGUGGAGAAGAAGAGGUGUGUAGCGGUGAAGGUGCCCAAGGGAGGGGAGGAUUUUGCAGAGGCAGCCCUGGAUGAAGUCAAGCUCCUUCGCUGCGUGAACAGCAAAAGGAGGAAAGACUGUGCUAGUGAUCACGUCAUCCGAUUCCUGGAUGAUUUCAAAAUGAUUGGAGAGAAUGGUUUCCAUGUGUGCUUAGUGUUUGAGCUGCUGGGGCCUUCGCUGCAGUCCCUGCUGAGCAGCCAAGGGCUCCAGGGCCUCCCGCUGCCCUUUGUGAAGAAAGCCACACAGGAGGUGCUGCAGGGCUUGCAUUUCCUGCACAAGGAAUGUCGCAUCAUCCAUGCUGACAUCAAACCAGAGAACAUCCUGCUUUAUGUCACAGAAAAGAGUCUGCAGAGCCUUCUGCACAGUACAGUUUCCUUGGAAAGCAGCGUGGGAGUCAAGUCAAAGAGGCCAGAGGAUGACAUUGCUACUCUUUUGGAUUGUUGCAACCUAAUGAAAAUGGGAGUGAAAAUUGCAGACCUGGGAAGCGCAUGCUGGACUUACAAGCCUUUCUCCAAAAAGAUCCAGACUCAGCCCUACAGAGCUCUAGAGGUCCUUCUGGGAUUAGAUUACAGCACCCCAGCAGACAUCUGGAGUGCAGCGUGCCUGGCUUUUGAACUGGCCAUUGGAGAGCGGCUCUUUGAACCCCAGGCUGGACGGUAUUUUUCCAGAGAUGAUGAUCAUGUGGCACGGAUCAUCGAACUCCUGGGCAGAAUCCCACCCAAAAUUGCUUUGUACUGGAAGCAGGCAUCACAAUUCUUUACCAGGAAAGGUGCUCUUCUGCGGAUGUCCUGGAUCUCCUCCUAUGACCUCUAUCAUGUCCUCACGGAUAAAUACAGCUGGCCAAAGCCUCAGGCCGCCCCAUUUGCCAGUUUUCUCCUGCCAAUGUUGGAGUAUGCUCCAGAAAGAAGGGCAGCAGCUGAGCAAUGCCUUCAGCAUCCCUGGCUCAGUCCCUAGGAAUUCUGACACUCUUGCUGUGUGCCAGUCCCAGCUGGGGACCAGAAGCAGGCCGUGCUCAUCAAAGAAAUGCCUUAGGGCCAAACUAGCUGUAAGGUUUCUUGCAUGAAUUUGGUUAACAUGUACAUGUUGUUUGUUUCUUAAAUAUAUAUUGCAGCCAUGGGGAAGCUGGAGCAGCUCCAGGUCCAUGAAGAAAGGGGGGUUUGAUUUCUCUUCCCACCCCCAUAGUCUUAAGUAGGGAAAGUCAACCUGCAGCCUCCAGAUGUGUCUGACUACACUCCCAUCAGCCCAAACCAGGAUGGGCAGUGAGCAAAAAUUAUGGGAAUUGCAUAAGCAUCUGGAGGCAGUGGCAGGGAGAGGGUUACAUGCCCCCUUCCUUCCCUGCUCUUGACAGCUGAGCUUCCCCAGCUGUUCUUUAUGACCCAUUACAUGCCUAGCUAAGUGCAUUCAGGUAACUGACCUCAGGGCUAGUUUGGCCUUUGGUCUGUGAAGGGUGGGGCUACAGCCACCUGUGGGACAGCUGGUCACAUGAUCCAAAGAGGUGCUAUAAUAUUGGCUCUUCCUGCAGCCUCUCCAUCCCAGGUCUGUGAGAUUUCUUUCCACUAAUAUGACACAAAGUAAAGACAGGUUGGCUUCCUUCUGGAUUCACAACUGAAAUGACAAAUGUGCAUACUAGAACAUCCAAAGUUGCCUCUGCUAUCAGUCCUGCCCCUCCUAUGUCCUCCCUUCCAGGCAAUUAAAAACGAUGACGUGUUUCGGGAACAUUCUGGUAUUUAUGAAUUCAUUGGUUGCCAGUUGUUUUAAAAGGCAGAAUGGCUCUGGGGGUUGAGAAAUGUGUCCUAGUGACAUCAUUGGUUGUGGGGGAAGCAGGUUUCACUCAAUUAGCACAGCAGCUUCUGCUUCAAAUAUGUAGAGCCAUUUUGUCCAUGCUCAGCUCUCAAGGGGAAAAAUAUAUUUGUGUGCAACACAGUGGAUCAUACUUCCAGAGGGACCCUACUAUUGCAGAAAUGUUAGGUCUGUCCUCCCCACAGUCCUUCUCAGUGUAUUUCUGCAUCUGCUCAUUUUUUCAUGGUUUUUACCAGAAAUGUUGGCUGUCUUGAACACCUCAUCAGCUGCCCUGAUCUGAGCAACACUCCAGUUCCAGCUUACUUAAUGUGAAAGUAUCUCAUGAAAAGGGUUUUGACCUUACCGUGAUGUUCCCAAUUUUGUUGGGAUAAAUGUUGCAUUUGUCAUUUGUUUUCCCAUACUACUUCAAAGCUUCCCCCACUUUAUUUUUGGGGGUAUAUUUUUCUGACCAUAUUCAUCUAUCUAUCUAUCAAUUAAUCAAGAAACCUACUCCAGCAGACACUUUGAUUUCUUUCUACCUGUAUAGAGCACUUGGCUUCUUUUACAACCUAUAUGUCUUAAGAUCCAGUGUCUCACCUGUAAUUUCCUUGGGAAAGUUAUUUUGUUGAUAUCAGUAGGGCAAACUUCCCCAGUCUAAUGCCCUUCAGAUGUUUUGAACUGUGACUUUCAGCAAUGCACUGGCCAUGCUGACCAGGGCUGAUGGGAGUUAAAGUUUAAAGGAUCUGGAAGGCAUCAGGUUGGGGAAGAAUGCUGUAGGGACACACAUGUAACUUGAUUAUCCUUUUUAAAAGAAAGAGAGAAAGCAACCACAAAGAAUACCAAUCAAGGGACAAGGGAAACAUGUGCACACAUGAUGUACAGGCAACAAGCACCUUCCAGAUACAUGUGUUGUUUUUAGUUAUUUAGUGCUGAGGUAAAGGUACCCUGCAUGAGAACUUGGCCAUGUGCUAAAACCAGGUUCUAGGGCUGAGCCCUCUUAAGUCCUGGUUCUUAUCCUAGGCAAGUACUAUGCUUGAACUACCUGUGGACUCUUAAGGCCGUCUUCUUCACCUGGGACCUCCCAGAUCUGGAAGACCCCUGGUUGGUAAGGGCUGGCCUAAAGAGGAAGCUUAUAUUGGCCCAAACCAUUGGUCCAUUGUGGCUUAUUAUUGUGAGGCUGAGUACAGAUGUGCAUAUUUCUAAGGUUCUGCACUCAGCUCCCUUUUUGGCCAGGCAUUCAAGAUUCUUCUCAGGAAACUGAGCUCAGGAGCAACCAGUUCUUUCUGCUUUCAGGUGAGUGUGCAGGUUGAUUGGCUGGCCCAUGUGACAAUCACAAAACCACUUUCCCACACCUGCAGGGGCAGCUGAAAUGGAACCAAAAAAGAGCACUGUGUUUUCUUUCUUUCUUAACACUCAAUAAACUGCUAACCAGAUAAUACCA
This is a messenger RNA of Varanus komodoensis (Komodo dragon), 3640 nucleotides long. RefSeq names its product SRSF protein kinase 2-like. The transcript is spliced from 12 exons. NCBI's taxonomy places the organism in Eukaryota, Metazoa, Chordata, Lepidosauria, Squamata, Varanidae. Gene Ontology annotation, biological process: protein phosphorylation; regulation of mRNA processing; spliceosomal complex assembly. The coding region runs from base 226 to 1374 and encodes 382 amino acids. Gene Ontology annotation, molecular function: ATP binding; protein kinase activity. The record is from RefSeq and is a predicted model, not a curated record.